ACUAAUACCUUUCCAACACAAACACGGGAAAGUAAGGGACUUUUAACUUCGGUUUUGCUUCAAGUGGAAACAUUUGGUCGUGUGCUGGAAAAUAGGAAACUGACACACUGAAUGACGUGAAGGAAAACUGAAUUGUGGCAUAAGAAGCUGUUCAAGGUGUAACAGGUCCAAACAAGAAGUAGAAUUAGAGUGCUUAAGUAAUCUAACACCUCAGUUCCAGUACCUCCACCAUGAGCAAGUUACCCCGCCACACCAUGAGCUUGAAAAGGUUCAUGCUGCGGACCGAAGCCAUCAAGCUGUACCGCAACAUUCUACGGCAGCUGCAGCACUUACCAGAUAAGAACCAGAGGGCGGAGAUCAGGGAGUGGGCCCGGCAGGACUUUGAGACCCACAGACACCACGAGGAUGAGGAGACAAUCAAGAGGCUGAUCAUGCAAGGAAAGCAGCAGUUGGAAGAGCUUGAGAGAACCAUCAAGAGGGCAAAUGGAUAGUUAUUGAUGGGCAUAGAUAUGAUGUAGAUAACAUGUAAAUAUGUAAAUAUAGUGUUAGCAGAACACACUAUCUUCACUUCCAAUACCUGAUAAGAUUAGUGAGUCAUUGUGAUUUCUAGGAAUGACUUGUCAAAUUCAACAUUAUUUUUUUCUAGUAAUUAUUGUCUUGUAGCCGUGGUUUAGUUACUGGGACAAAAAUAUAAAUUCAACAAAUAAAAACAUGUGAAAUAAUAUUUUACAAGAGUACACCAUCACAGCUGUUAAGGUUAGGUAAAACUGUGCACCAUUUAUUUU
Molecule: messenger RNA, 785 nt
Organism: Scylla paramamosain (green mud crab)
Lineage: Eukaryota; Metazoa; Arthropoda; Malacostraca; Decapoda; Portunidae
Product: LYR motif-containing protein 2-like
Exons: 3
Coding region: 231-491 (86 amino acids)
Cellular component (GO): mitochondrion
Source: RefSeq, a predicted model, not a curated record